AUGGGCGCUACCAAAAACACCUCCCCGAGACUAAUUGUCCUGCAAGAAAGGAAAAAACAAAUCGAAGAAACGCUCAAUAAAAGGAACCAAGAACUAAGGCAGCUAUGCAUUCAGGAGGCGGAAUUAACCGGAAUCACACCACCGGAAAUGCCCUUAGAGCCCGGCGAGACCCUUCCUCACAUAAGAAGGCGCGUCGGCACGUCCUACCAAUUGCCCGAGAGGCUCAUCAAAAACGCCAGCAACAAAGACGAACUGAUAGCCGAUUUAGAGCUGCAAAUCCAACUGCACGCCAAUUUGGCCGAGGCCGCUUUGGGCCUGGCCAACGAGCAAAAUAUAAGCAAGACGAUUAAGAAGCGACACAAAUCGGAGUACGAGAAGCACAAGGGGCAAUAUUUAGUGUUACAAAACCAGCUAGCGGAGCUCAAACAGAAGGCUGCUAUCGAACAACAAAAGCAACUUAAAAGGAAGACGAGAACAUCGGAAACCAGUGAUGAUACCGUUUCUAUUUCUACGAGUACAAAUGGUAAACCGGAUCUCAGGCAUAGCAUCAGUUCAUUAAAACCGGCUUCUCUUCCAAUGGACGGAGUAGAACUCAGGUACCCGCACGAAUCGUCCAGGUACCGCAUGACGGAAGUACCGUGCCUGUUGCAAAAUACCAACAAAUCCGAAGAAUUCCUAUCGAACGGAUUCUACCGAUUGAGCCUCAACGGCUACAGCAAAUACAUGGAAAGGCGCGAAAACAUCAACAACGUGUACCCGCCGUACUUGUCCCAUCACCAGUACCAAUACGGCUACGUGCCGAUGCAGCACCUCCAGCACCAACAGUACCAACAGCCGAACGCGACGAUGCAACACGGCCCGCUGUCUCCUCGCAGUCCCCAUUCGUCGCCGCAUUCGUCGCAGCGCAGCCCCCACAAGCUCUACCAGCAUCCGCAGUACGCGUCCGAGUUCGCCGAAACGAACCGUUCCAGUCCGGCGUCGCCGGUCUCGGCGAAGUCCCAUUACUACCUGUCGCAUUCGACGUUGAACCGGCAGAGUUGCCGGUACGACGGCGAGCUGGUGUACAGGAACUCGCACCAGAUCCAGCCGCACCAGCGCUACGAGCAAACGUCCGGUUUGGGGGGUUAUUGGAAGACCAUGUCGAACGGCGAACAGGUCUGGUACUCGUCCAAUAUAUUGGACAAUGCUUGGCAAAGGGAUAGGAGGUUCGGUAGUUUGGAUAGGAGAAAAUCGAAAAGGUUGACCAGUCGAUUGAGCUCUAAUAUUGACAAUAAAUCGAAAUCGGCUACGUUGUCUGCUAUACCGAACUCCCAAGGGCAGAUUAGAAGCGCCUCGAUAAAAAGCUCGCAGGCUCUAAGUAGGCGAUCUCAAGAUAACGGGCAAUUGGUGCGCACCCAAUCGUUGGGCAGCGUCGGGGCGACGACGUUCGAAAGCGUCUACCCCACUGACGAUAGUUCUUCGUACGGUAGCGACAGCAGGAGCCUCGAAAGCAACCAAAAGAAGCAUAAAGAAAAAGAGUGGUUGGAAACGUCGCUGGACGGGCCCGUCGCGGCGGCGAUGUCUCCGAAUUCGCCUCAACCGUCUCUAUCUUCUUCCAUAUCGGCGUUUUCGCUGGAGGAUAAAUCGCCCAAGGAGAUACCGGCCGAAUCGAAUCCGUCGAAGAUCAAAGAGCCGAACUUGGAGCUGUUCAACAACAACAUGCCGAAGAAUUGCACGGUGGUGCAGGCGGGUCAUUGCAAGCCCUACCACGAGGAGACGAAGCCGUUCGAGAUGUCCGAUUUCUACAAGUACUCGACGAAGUUCAAGAAGUCGCCGACGAAGGGCGAGGGCGAGAGGCCGUCGAACGGGAGGAAUUUGAACAAGAAAUUCGACGAGUGUUACUCGCCCGGUUUCCAGCAUCACAGCGGCAGUGGGGGAGCCCCGAGUUUGGAUAAUUCGAUGAGUUUAAAUGCGAGCCUGAAUUUGGAGCAGUUGACCGUUUCGGAAAAUUUUUCAGACGAAAUGAACGCUUGGUACAAGGAGCAAAGGCAGAACAACAACUCCGGGACGAGUUCGAAAAGCAGAUCAACAGCGACUUUAGUCUAA
Molecule: messenger RNA, 2085 nt
Organism: Phyllotreta striolata
Lineage: Eukaryota; Metazoa; Arthropoda; Insecta; Coleoptera; Chrysomelidae
Source: the annotation of a GenBank genome assembly